This is a messenger RNA of Symbiodinium sp. CCMP2592, 855 nucleotides long. The record is from the annotation of a GenBank genome assembly. NCBI's taxonomy places the organism in Eukaryota, Dinophyceae, Suessiales, Symbiodiniaceae.
AUGGGCGGAUCCACCUCGAAGCCCGGAGUGAAAGCUGGCACUGGCGAGCGUGACCGAAUUGUGCUCUUUGGUGAUUCCAUCACUCAGCAGUCCUUUUCCCCAGAUGGCGGGUGGGGAGCUACACUCGCAAACGUCUACCAGAGGAGAUGUGACGUGCUCAAUCGGGGCUACAGUGGUUACACCACACGCAGCGGUCUAGCCAUGCUCCAAGCGGGAGCAGGCGUUCCAGAGGAUCCGCCCUCAUCCGACAGCCACACCCGCCUCGUCACAGUAUUCUUCGGCGCGAAUGAUGCCUCGCUGCUAGAGGAGAACCCAAAGCAGCAUGUCCCAUUGGACGAGUACCGACAGAAUCUGCAGAAGAUUGUUGAAAUUCUCAGGCAGCGUGUGCCAUCUGCGCAAAUUCUUGUCGUCACUCCGCCGCCGGUUUGCCAAACCAAGAUUCUGGCUUUGCAGAAGGAGCGCUUCAAAGACAAAGCUACCGGUCGGCCAGAGCGGACGAAUGAGAUGGCUGGGAAGUAUGCUGCCGCUGCCGAGGAGACGGCGAAGGAGUUGGGCUUGCCAUCCUUGAACCUCUGGCGACUGAUGCAGGAUGUGAACGAGUGGAAAGACUUUCUUUCCGACGGACUGCAUCUCUCGCCACAAGGCAAUCAGUUCGUGGCAAGCGCGGUGCGAGACAAGAUCGCAGAAGUUUUCCCAGAUCUGGUUGUUGUCCCGUGCCAGUUCACGGGACAAUUUGGUAACUCCGGUUCCAGAUGCGACGGUGUGUCAACGGAUUGCCCAUGGUGGGACACUGUCGACCCCGACUGUCCGGCCAAGUCAUUCGAAGCCUUGAAGGGCCAGGGCCAGGGAGACUGA